AUGGAUGACAACAGUAGUUCGUGCGAUCGGGGAGAAAUUGCAUCCAAGAGACGAUUCAGAGAUGAUGUUGAAAAUGAGGAGAAGAUGGACGUUGAGACCAUUGAGGAGAUUAUCCUAGAUUAUCCUGAGGGAGGCAGGGUUGCAUAUUUUACCCUCCUAGGGUGUUUCCUUGGGUUGAUAGGAGUCUUUGGUCUUUGGAAUUCAACUGGUGCAAUUGAGUCGUAUAUCAGCACCCAUAUAUUAGCCGGUGAAAGCGACAUUGCCAUUUCUAUGAUUUUUGCCUUGUUUUCCUUUUUCGUUAUGUUUGGUAUUCUCAUUUCCGGUAUAAUAUUUGACAAGUAUGGAGGUAAGAAGCUAUGCUAUUCCGGGACGGUUCUUGUUACUGGAGGGUUAAUGGCUACCGCCAAUUGUAAGGAGCUAUAUCAAUUUAUACUUGCCUUUGGUAUUGUUUGUGGAACUGGAUGUGCAUUAUUGACUGGGCCAUUGGUUACAAGUGCAGGCCAUUUUUUCUCCAAAAGGAGGGGUGCAGCCAUGUCUGUUGUUAUGCCGGGAGCAUCAUUAGGUGGUGUUAUAUGGCCAUUAGUUUGUAGGUCGCUAUUUCCAAAAGUUGGGUUUGAAUGGACCAUUCGAACUUUAGGAUUUUGCAUUGGCCUAUUAACGGUAAUUUCGUCAUUUCUUGUUCAGGAUAGACACGAGGAUAUCCUGAGAAUUAAACAGUUGAAUGAGGGAGAUCAAAGGAAAGAGCAAACAAUGCGGGAGAAGCUUGAUGAUCUUGUUGAUUUCAAAUCUUUCAAAGAUUUGACAUUUAUGGUUCUUACUUUGGCCUUGUUUUUGAAUGAAUUCUCGCUUUUGAUGGUUAGCACAUACAUUCCAUCCUAUGCAUUAAAUAAAGGGUUUUCAGAGAGUGUUUCUUUGAUUGCAUUGACUGUUUACAAUGCUGCCGGUGUUGUUGGAAGAGUCAUUCCGACGUUGCUUUCCGAUAAGUUUGGGAAUUUCAACGUGAUGAUCAUUAUAUCGGGUAUUAUGACGUUAUCAAUUUGGAUACUAUGGUUACCGUUUGGGUCCAAUUUGGGGUGUUUCCUCACAUUCACCAUAACCUUUGGAUUUGCGUCGGCAGGAACAUUGGCCAUCACCCCCCUAUGCACUUCGGCGAUAUCCAAGCCCAAGGAUUUUGGUAAGAGGUACGGAACGGCAUAUUUCUGUGUCUCCUUUUGUAAUCUACUCAGUUUACCAAUUGGCAUGUCCUUAACAGAGACCUCGUUGGGUUAUAAUGCCAUGGUGAUAUUUGGAGGUGCUACAUGUACAUUGUGUACUGCAUGUUUCAUCUACACACGAUACCGUGUGGGCGGGUUCAAGAAAAUCAGUAUUUAG
This is a messenger RNA of Pichia kudriavzevii, 1371 nucleotides long. RefSeq lists its product as uncharacterized. Gene Ontology annotation, biological process: transmembrane transport. Gene Ontology annotation, cellular component: fungal-type vacuole membrane. Gene Ontology annotation, molecular function: transmembrane transporter activity. The transcript has a single exon. NCBI's taxonomy places the organism in Eukaryota, Fungi, Ascomycota, Pichiomycetes, Pichiales, Pichiaceae. The coding region runs from base 1 to 1371 and encodes 456 amino acids. The record is from RefSeq and is a predicted model, not a curated record.